This is a messenger RNA of Besnoitia besnoiti, 669 nucleotides long. RefSeq names its product rhoptry protein ROP9. Bases 1 to 669 code for a protein of 222 amino acids. The record is from RefSeq and is a predicted model, not a curated record. Lineage: Eukaryota; Apicomplexa; Conoidasida; Eucoccidiorida; Sarcocystidae. The transcript has 5 exons.
AUGGCGCCGAGUGUUAAGAAGCAUCCUUGCUUGAAGGACCUAGCCCAGUCGGUGAAGGACAUGCAGAGGCGUGGUCUGAAGGGCCGAGACGCAGCGCGAGCCUUCGUAGACGCACUCGUCAAAUGCGCCAUUGCGGCUGUCGCGAGUGACUUUGACAAAACGAUGAUUCACCUGCACUCUGGGGGGAGCGCCAGGCCGACGGAUCUCGCUGUGCUCGGAGGCAUGACUCAAGAUUUCCACGCCUUGGGAGACGAACUGGCCUCCAGGAAUAUCCCCUUGACCGUUGUCACGUUUUCCGAUGAGGGCGAAAACCGCAAUGGCAGGCUGGCGGGAAAGGCGCUGGUUGAGGCGACUCUGAAGGAAAGCGGCGCGAAAUUCGGCGUCGCGGGAGUCUGCGGCCGGUAUCCCGUCUUCUACUCGGAACCCGACGAGUACUCCAAGGUGGGCCUGACCGCGCCCAUGUCAACGGACAAGUCUUACCAUCUGGAGAAGAUGUCUGAGGUCACAGGCGUCCCGAUAGACAAAAUGGUUCUGUUAGACGACGACAUGAACAACUGCUUGUCGUUUUUCAAGAAAGGCGGCGUGGCGGUUUUUGUUGGAGGGCACGACGGCUUCAACUUUGCUCACCUUCACGUCAUCACGAAGAUGUCUUUGGUUUUACCAGACUGA